ACCCGGCAGCAGAGGGCGCUCCUCAAUAAUAGUACAUGGAUAAGAAGUACACCCAAAAAGCCGCUCCCAGCCAGGGCCACUUACCCCUGAGGGCAGGGCAAGACUUCAGUGUGGCUAAGUGGACCAAGCUGGACAGGCUGUUUAAAUAUGGGCAGAAGUAGUGAAUGUGUCACAGGGAACAUCUAAUCCGGAAGUUGGGUGUCAAACAUACAGGCAAUUGAAAAUUUGGGUGCAGUAAGAACCAAUCUGGGCUGCAUCAGGAAAGAUGGGGAGAAUAAAAGAGACCACUACUGGGUUUGUACUUGCCUCCCAGGGUAAGUCAAGGGAAAUGUCUGGUCAUAAAUACCCCCUGCUACUAUUCUACUUUGCCUUGGUCUGGCCCUGUGAGUAUGGUUUUUGGCCGCUGCCUUUAACACUGGCUUUCUACCUUUUAAAAUACUGACACUUGAAAUCCUUUAUCCUCUAACCUCUUAAGACCUUGACAACCCACCCCCCCAAACCUCUCACCCUGAGGGCUUCUCACUGCAGAUGCCCUGCUCUCUGACCUGGAGACCACCACUUCACACAUGUCACGGUUAGGGGCUCCAAAAGAGCGCCCACCAGAGCCACUCACACCUCCCCCACCCUAUGGCCACCAGCCACAGACAGGGUCUGGAGAAUCUUCAGGAGCCUCUGGGGACAAGGAUCAUCUAUACAGCACAGUAUGCAAGCCUCGGUCCCCAAAGUCUGUGGCCCCUGUGGCUCCUCCGUUCUCCUCUUCCAGUGGUGUGUUGGGCAAUGGGCUCUGUGAGCUAGACCGUCUGCUUCAGGAACUUAAUGCCACCCAGUUCAACAUUACAGAUGAAAUCAUGUCUCAGUUCCCAUCUAGUAAGAUGGCUGAAGGGGAAGGAAAGGAGGACCAAUCUGAAGACAAGAGCACAACCACUGUCCCUUCCAGCACAUUCCCUGCCCCCUCAAAGCCUUCAGCCACCUCAGCCACUCAGGAGCUAGAUAGACUGAUGGCAUCGCUCUCUGACUUUCGCGUCCAGAACCAUCUUCCGGCCUCAGGGCCACCUCAGCCUCCAGCAGUGAGCCCCACCCGUGAGGGAUGCCCAUCUCCACCAGGACAGACCAACAAGGGCAGUCUGGACACCAUGCUGGGCCUGCUGCAGUCUGACCUCAGCCGCCGUGGUGUUCCCACUCAGGCCAAGGGCCUCUGUGGCUCCUGCAAUAAACCUAUUGCUGGGCAAGUGGUUACAGCUCUGGGUAGAGCCUGGCAUCCGGAGCACUUCCUUUGCAGUGGUUGUUCCACAACCCUGGGAGGCAGCAGUUUCUUCGAGAAGGAUGGGGCUCCCUUUUGCCCUGAGUGCUACUUUGAGCGCUUCUCCCCACGAUGUGGCUUCUGCAACCAACCCAUCCGACAUAAAAUGGUCACCGCCUUGGGCACCCACUGGCACCCAGAACAUUUCUGCUGUGUCAGCUGCGGGGAGCCUUUUGGAGAAGAGGGUUUCCACGAGCGGGAGGGCCGCCCCUACUGCCGGCGGGACUUCCUGCAGCUGUUCGCCCCGCGCUGCCAGGGCUGCCAAGGACCCAUUUUGGAUAACUACAUCUCGGCACUCAGCGCGCUCUGGCACCCAGACUGCUUCGUGUGCAGGGAAUGCCUCGCGCCCUUCUCCGGAGGCAGCUUCUUUGAGCACGAGGGUCGCCCGCUGUGUGAAAACCAUUUCCACGCUCAGCGUGGUUCGCUGUGUGCCACGUGUGGCCUCCCUGUGACUGGCCGCUGUGUAUCUGCUCUGGGCCGCCGCUUCCACCCAGAUCACUUUACCUGCACCUUCUGCCUACGCCCACUCACCAAAGGCUCCUUCCAGGAGCGUGCCAGCAAGCCUUACUGCCAGCCUUGCUUCCUGAAGCUCUUCGGCUGACCUCCUCUUGGGAUCACAGACCUCCAAAACCACGCCUCCAAAAACCUGUUCUCCCGAAAAAGACUGGGCCCUCCAGAUCCCUAGCUCUGGAGCUGCCCAGGCAUCCUUGCCUGUACUCCCACCCCAUCCCCACUAUGGCCCGGCCACUGGAGAGGCCUACCGGUGUAGUGUAAGGUGCUCCAGGUUUGUCAAGCUCAGCAAGGGCCCCACUAGCUCUCACUUUGACACGAUUCUGGUUUUCUAAUCUGAAGGAUUAGAGGCCAAGAUGUCCCUGUUCACCCAUGGCUCACUGUUCUGUACUUUUUUUUUUCUACAAACAUAAAAACACGCUCCACAUCUCACAGUG
Molecule: messenger RNA, 2247 nt
Organism: Rattus rattus (black rat)
Lineage: Eukaryota; Metazoa; Chordata; Mammalia; Rodentia; Muridae
Gene: Tgfb1i1
Product: transforming growth factor beta 1 induced transcript 1
Exons: 10
Coding region: 567-1901 (444 amino acids)
Biological process (GO): muscle structure development; actin cytoskeleton organization
Cellular component (GO): filamentous actin; stress fiber; adherens junction
Molecular function (GO): actin binding; muscle alpha-actinin binding
Source: RefSeq, a predicted model, not a curated record